Molecule: messenger RNA, 2731 nt
Organism: Alnus glutinosa
Lineage: Eukaryota; Viridiplantae; Streptophyta; Magnoliopsida; Fagales; Betulaceae
Exons: 9
Coding region: 355-2340 (661 amino acids)
Molecular function (GO): GTP binding
Source: RefSeq, a predicted model, not a curated record
GGUGCGUUUUAAACUCUAUUUGCGGGAACGAUGAGAAAACUAUGAAGAUGAAGGAAACUCAUUGCUGCUGAUGUUUCCGUGAACUCUGGUUUUCAUAUUGUAUUUUCAGGAUAGAAAAACCCAGAAAAAGAUCCCAAGCUCCGGUGCUUUUGUUCUCUGCAUCUUUAUUCUCCAGUCCAGGCACAAAGAACUCUUCCAACAAAGCUGAAUAGUUUCACUUGUCCAGAGGUCGCACACCAUCUGUUUGAUGUAAACCUUCUAUGUAUUAUGACUUGAAGAAAGCUUUUGGGGAGUGGAAUUGUGUGUAUAUUUGUAUGAAUAGGAGGUGGCUAUUAGAAUAGCCAAUUUUUGGGCAUGUCUAACUCAUGGGUUCGAGCUCUUUCAGUCGGUGAGAGGCAUUAUGGUCUUGUUGGUCUCCUCCAUAGGAGCACCUCUCGUGUGACUAACCCAAUCCCAACUAUCUUCAAAGAGAGAGGCCACCUUCAUUCUAUAGCACAGUCUCGUCAUGCUAUCAAGAUCAUAUCAGAGUCGCUAUUUAGUGGUUCCUCUAGCAAUAGCAACCGUAGGACAUCUUCGAUUUUGAAUUGCUGCAGAUCAAUCUUGAGCUUGCAUUCGCCUAGUCUGGUUCAAGUUACGGCGGGACUUUGCACACUGACUGAAAAUGAACCGUCAGAUUCUGAUUCAUGCAAUGGUGCAAGUGGCCAUUUUGAAGAGUCAACUGUUGAUUUUGGAUCUGAUGUCGAUGAUGAUGUUACUAGAAAGAAAGUUAAAGGCGUGUAUGGAAAACCAGUGGACUUCACGAAAGUUGAAGUUAAUUUGCUUCCAACUGUGAUAAUUGUCGGGCGCCCAAACGUGGGCAAGUCAGCAUUAUUUAACCGUUUAAUUCGGAGGAGGGAGGCUCUUGUAUAUAACACACCCGAAGAUCAUGUUACUCGUGAUGUACGAGAAGGCGUUGCCAAAUUAAGUGAUUUGCGAUUUAGAGUAUUGGAUUCUGCUGGCUUAGAAACAGAAGCAUCUUCAGGGUCUAUUCUUGACAGAACUUCAAGAAUGACUGCAAAUGUGCUGGCAAGGUCUCAGAUUGCAGUCUUCCUGAUAGAUGUGAGAGCUGGACUUCAUCCCCUUGAUAUGGAGGUUGGAAGGUGGUUACGCAGACAUGCUCCUGGAAUGAAACCUAUAGUGGCAAUGAAUAAAUCUGAAUCACUUUUUGAUGGUAGUAACUCUCUUAAGGCAGCUGCUGAUGAAGUCUAUAGGCUAGGAUUUGGGGAUCCUAUUGCUAUAUCUGCCGAGACUGGACUUGGUAUGACAGAACUUUAUGAAGCUCUUAAGCCUAUGCUUGAAGAUUAUAUGCUUCAUGUCUUGAAUGAUGAAGAUAAUCAGGGCAAUAGCGAGGAUAGUAGACCUACUGAGGUUGAGGAAAGUAAGGUGCCAUUACAGUUAGCAAUUGUAGGACGGCCUAAUGUUGGAAAGUCAACCUUGCUAAAUACAUUGUUACAAGAAGAACGUGUUUUGGUGGGUCCAGAAGCUGGUUUGACAAGAGAUUCAAUUAGAGCUCAUUUUGAAUUUCAAGGGAGAACAAUAUAUCUGGUUGAUACCGCAGGCUGGUUGCAGAGGACAAAACAGGAGAAAGGAGCAUCAUCCUUGAGCAUUAUGCAGUCAAGAAAGAAUCUAAUGAGGGCUCAUGUAGUUGCUUUGGUCCUUGAUGCAGAAGAGAUUGCAAAUGCUAGAAGAAGUAUGACUCAUGAUGAAGUAGUUAUAGCAAGACGAGCAGUGGAAGAAGGGCGUGGUUUGGUUGUGAUCGUGAACAAGAUGGAUCUUCUAAGAGGAAAAAAAAAUCAUACUUUAUAUGCGAAUGUCAUGGAAGCUGUUCCUCAAGAAAUUCAGUCAGUGAUACCCCAGGUGACAGGAAUACCAGUUGUAUUCAUUUCAGCAUUGGAGGGAAGGGGCCGGAUAGCUGUCAUCCGUCAGGUCGUUGAUACAUAUGAAAAAUGGUGUUUAAGAUUGUCCACAGCAUGUCUGAAUCGUUGGUUGCGUAAGGUAAUGAGCAGGCAUUCUUGGAAACAUCAGGCUGCACAACCCAAGAUCAAGUACUUCACCCAGGUGAAGGCCCGGCCACCUACUUUUGUUGCCUUUGUGAGUGGGAAGAGACAACUCUUGGAUACAGACCUCAGGUUCCUAACAAAGUCAUUGAAGGAAGACUUCGAUUUGGGUGGAAUUCCCAUUCGGAUCAUGCAACGGUUGGUUUCUAGAAAAGGCGCAGACAGCACUAGCAAGGGCAGCCAAUCUUCUGGCAGAUUGUCUGAUCAGAGGAUAAUGUCUGACAAGAGAGGUGUCUCUGCUUGACUGCAAUUUUAAUGAGUAGAGGAGGUAAUUAAGUUUGAUCCUCCAGUUUUCUCAGGAGUUUAAGGCUGGUGAUGAGAUGCUGAAAUUAAGUAAUAUAUAUGAUCUUUAUGGUGGCCGGUUAAUUACAGGCCUUGGUUCUUCAGUGUUGGCUUCAUUUCUUUUCUUUUUCUUUUUUGGUUUAACCACCUUAAUUAAAGGAUUUUGUUUGUAUGAUUAGCCGAUGUAAAAUUCAUGUAUAGUAAUAAGUGAAAUGGUAAUCCUGCCUUUUAUUGAUUUCUAAACAGUCGGAUGAUUUUUAUAUGAAUGUAUUUCCGGCCAAAAAAGGAAACCUAAGCUCAAAAGGGGUAUUUUCUCUCCUAUUAAAUUUAAUUCGGUGUAUUAAUUGCUCUGC